CCGCUGGUGGCCUGACACAGACGGGCCUUCACCACUUCCCUUUACUGAAUGAUCACCACUUUUACUGAUAUACAACACAUUAGCUCCACUUCACCAAACAGGUUUAAGAGGAGACUUAUUGAGGGCUGGGACGGGGUGAACUGCGGAUUCCUGACUGAUUCAGAACCCGCAGUUAAAAUGAACAGUGAUACAGACCGCCCUGUAGAGCUGAUCACCUAUUUGGACACUGGUCAGGACCAGCGUAAUCUGCCUCCGCUCUGUCCCAGCCCUCAGGCCGGGAGAACCGGGACACGCGUCAUGGCCUCUAUGAAGCGUCGUCCCUCUCCUACAGAGGACAGGGAACCAGAGCAGCAGUCCAGGACUGAACUGCCAGGAGUGAAGCCUCUGAAGAUGCCCUGUGAAAACUGGAGCAGAGCAGAGUUCAUUUAUUAUUGUUCUGAUACUGAUUCUGUAUUAUUCCCAGAUCUCUCCAUCAAGAAACUAUCUAUGCUUCUAAUUCUACGGACAAUCAAUUAUAUAGCCUUUACUACACAAACUGAUGAUCAUUUUGACAGUGAUACCAAAAAUAUUAUUUUUAAGCAAAAUACAAAAAUGUUCUUGUUGAUGGAGUCAAAGGACGAUAAGAUCAAAGUAAAGAUGAAAAAUCAAUAUGCAUUUUUCUUUUUUAGAAAGAAAGAUGGGUCCUUUACGAAACCCUUUGGUCCAUAUUUCCCAAAAGAUAAAGGUAAAGUUCACAGUGAGGAUUUGGUUUGUGCUGAAAUACAAGAAGUAGGAAAAGGGCUUAAACAAUACAUUGAACUGUAUAUUUACACAGUGUACAGCCCCUGUAUGGGGAGAAAAAAUACUGAGCCCUGCAUGAUUCGGUUAAUCUGUUUAUCUGAUAUGCUGGGCAGACGUUACGGGAUUAAAACUUACAUCACUUUCUCAAAACAUUACGGUGCCACAGGACCAAUUUGUAAGUGUUUACCAGAUCAUACUUACAAAAAAUGUUCCUUCAGUUCUAAAAGUACUGAUUCCACAUACAUCAAAAAUAUCAGUGAACCAUCUGAGAACUUAAACAACAAAGACAAGGACCCCCAGUCCAAGUUCCUCAAGAAAAAUUCCUCUAGAUAUAAGAAAACUGAUUCAUUACUGCCUAUUUCUCCAAAUAAAUCAAAUAGUUCAGUUAAUACAAGAAAAAAUGAGUACGCUCACAAUGGUUUUUCUGGUCAGCACUCUUAUGACCACCAAAUUAAAAAUACAGAUGGCAGCCAAGAUCUGGCACUAAAUAUGAACACAGUCGCCGAAGAUGAAGACUGUGAAUCCAAGUUCCUCAAGAAAAAGUCCUCUAGAUAUAAGAAAACUGAUUUAUUUGGAGUAAUGUUAAGUAAUGAAUCAAAGACUUCCAUUAUUAAAGCAAAAAAUGAUGACGAUCACAAUGGUUUUUCUGGUCAGCACUCUUACAAUCAGCAAACUAAAAUCAUAGAUGGUGACCAAGAUCUGGUACUAAAUAUGAACACAGUCGCCGAAUAUGAGGACCAUGAAUCCAAGUUCCUCAUGAAAAAGUCCUCUAGAUAUAAGAAAACUGACUCAUUAUUGCCCAUGACUCCAAAUGAAACAGAUAUUCAAAUGGAAAUUCAAGAUAAUUCUAAAUUCCUGUUGCUUCAGCGAACUCUUUACCAACAAACGUACGACCAGAAACUGGAAUUAGCUAGAAACUUACUCAUCAGAGAACGUGACCGUCAAUCCUGGUUCCUCAUGAAAAUAUCAUCUAGGUUCAAAAAAAAUAAAUUAAUCUAUCUUGUUAAAGAAAACAUUCCCAAAGAUCUUCGGAAUGUAUUAUUUCAACAAAUACAUUCAUUUAAUCCUGAAUGCACUCAGGAGCCAAACACGUUUGAAGAGUUUGAAAAGAAGGGAAUGGAAACAUCAGAAGAAUUUGAGAAAUCACUGAGGGCUUUAAUUAGUGAAGAGAUUCAUCAAAGUGUCUGUAAUUCCAUCUGUGGCACGUUUAAAUCUGAAUUUCUGAACUGGUGGGCUACAAAUUUAGAACAGUCUUUCAGUACCUUUUUAAAUGAAAGACUAAGUGAAGGUAUUAACAGAGAGGUGACCAGGCGCUUCAUUCACAACAUCCAGCAGCUUCCAUAUGGACCCAUUAUAGGCUGUAUUGGUGACAUCACUGAUCCUGAAAUGUGCUGUUCUGAUGCUGUUACUCCAUCACCUGAUAAUCCUCUGUCAUAAAUUUGAAUUUUGUAAUAUUGGAAUAAGUUUUAAUAAAUUGAUUUUUCACUGUU
This is a messenger RNA of Colossoma macropomum (tambaqui), 2270 nucleotides long. RefSeq lists its product as uncharacterized. The record is from RefSeq and is a predicted model, not a curated record. The coding region runs from base 49 to 2217 and encodes 722 amino acids. NCBI's taxonomy places the organism in Eukaryota, Metazoa, Chordata, Actinopteri, Characiformes, Serrasalmidae. The transcript is spliced from 3 exons.